Camelina sativa (false flax) is the source of this 1698-nucleotide messenger RNA. Its product is annotated as putative F-box protein At1g20795. The record is from RefSeq and is a predicted model, not a curated record. Gene Ontology annotation, molecular function: protein binding. Lineage: Eukaryota; Viridiplantae; Streptophyta; Magnoliopsida; Brassicales; Brassicaceae.
AAAACAAUGAAACUCGAUCUCUUCGUCUGCUCACUGCGAUAACAACAAAGUCUUUCAGUUUCCAAAUCUUUGAUUUGUUUUCCGAAAAAUCAGACAUAAUCGAUGCAAGCGAAGCAAUCCGUUGAUGCUGGAUCAGGAGAGAAUCCAGUUGGAAUUUAAGAUAGAGAAAAUAAUAUUUCCGUUUGGUGCUUUGACUGCUAGCGUGGAUAUAUGCAGCCUACUGAUAUCAAAAACAAUUCGACCAUGGAGGCCUUACCUUGUAAUCUCCUCGACCAGAUUCUCUUCAGAUUGGAUCCGAAAUCUCUGGCGAUGAUGCAAUGCACGGGUCGAUAUAUCAACUCUUACAUAUCCGAUGAUAUCUAUUUCAGAUCCGAAUACAUGUCUCGUGUCGGAACCGGUUUGCUUCACAUCUCCGGCUUUGGCUCAACCAUCCUAUUCUGUUACCCUUUUGGCGAUUCUACGUUAUUCCGCAACCAAGAAUAUCCCUUAGAUGUCAAGACUCGGGUUCUCUCCUUUUGUUCUGGCCUCCUCCUACUCUUAAUGGAUGGUCUCUGUGUCGUGAACCCGCUCACAAAGAGGUACCGAUUCCUUGAUCACUCUAAAUCCAAGUUUCUUUCUCGUGCUGACAGAAAAGAAGAUGUACACUUCAUUCUCGGAUGGGAGCAACUGAACCGCAUCGGUUUUGCGGUUGAUCAAAUUGACCGAACAACUCAGAGAUUCAAAGUUGUCAUCAUAAAAGAAGUUACUGAAGACGUUUCGAAUCCUGGCGAAACGGUGUAUCAGUUCGAGAUCAGCACAGGGGCUUCUUGUUGGAAACUGUCGAAGACAACUAUUACUUGCGGUGCAAGCGAACUAAUAGCUGAUAAGAAACCGCUUUACUUGGACGGAUCUCUUCACUGGCUCAGAAAUGACGGAAGCAUUUUAGCUUUCAAUCCAGAAACAGAGCAAGCACAGCUGGUUCCUAUCAAGUUUCCCUCAAAACUUAUCACGACGAAGCUGUUCACAGUCGCAGGGAACGUACUAGCAUUGGUAUCAGCGACGGAUGAAUUGAUUUACGUUUAUAACCUCGAGAAUGUUCUCAUCGAUCCCAAGUGGGUCUUGGUGAAGCAGAUCCAGAACCGAGCGGUGGACAAAAGUUCGACGAGGUUUUGGUACCUUGGGGCGUACGACGGCAAGAGUUUAGUGGUGAGGGAGAACGAAGUUGUUCAUGGGUACGACUUGAGAGCUGACAAGUGGGGAGUCAUAGGUUGGGUUCCACACUGGUGCGAUGGUUACCAAAACUUUCACCAUUUUACACUGUCUUUAUCCUUUGCGAGAGAACUGAAUGAGAAGGUGGACGUCGAGAGGGUGACACCGGUUCGUGGUGGUAAUGGUAAUCGCAUCUCCUCUCUAAGGAAAAUUAUGAGACUCAUUGAUGAUAGCAAUCCUUAUGCUCUGGCAUGGUUAAAGAAAAAUGAAAAGCGACUUGAAGAAGAAACGAAAUCGAAGAUGAUGGUGGGUGAGCCUUCUUUUGCAAACGUGGAGAGAAUCAACAAAAGAAAAACUAGAUUUGGAUGGUAACUAGUUAUGUUUUCUCUUGUAUUUUUACAGUAGAUUACUGUAUGCUUGUUUAUUGUUCUUCUUUUAGGAUAUUGAGAAAAUUGAAGUGAAUAAAUUGAACCAUUGUGGGGAAUACAGUUAAUUGUUUUGUUUGGUUUU